CCUUAUCAAGAAGAAGUAAGCGUGGAUAGAAUUAGAGAGAGACAGAGAAGCAACAGCAAGAGCAAAAAGCACAAGAUUGCUGACGCUACAAAGCUAAGCUCUGCGGAGAAGCCUUGAACGUUUCUUUCUCUGAAAUAGUUUACGAAAUAUCACUCAAUUUUGUGCUUUUCGAGGCCAAUUCGUGGGGCACUUUUCUCGGUAAUCCUCGCUUUUAUCCAUCUAUGUAUAAACCCAUGUAGCCAUGUCCUUCUCAGUAAUAUAAAAUCAUUUUUUCUUUCUUCAUUCAUUUUCCCUUGUCAAGGUUUAAAAAAUGAGUACACUAGAUGCAACUAGAGCUGAGCUUGCUCUUUUAGUUUUGUAUUUGAAUAAGGCUGAAACCAGAGAUAAGAUAUGCAGGGCUAUACAAUAUGGUUCAAAAUUCUUAAGUAAUGGGCAGCCUGGUACUGCCCAAACUGUUGACAAAAACACCAGCUUAGCCCGGAAAGUUUUCCGUCUUUUUAAGUUUGUGAAUGACUUGCAUGCACUUAUUAGCCCAGUUCCCCAAGGAAGUCCCCUUCAUCUAGUUUUGCUGGGAAAGUCAAAAAAUGCUUUAUUGUCUACUUUCUUGUUUCUGGAUCAAAUUGUUUGGCUUGGCAGAUCAGGCAUCUAUAAGAACAAAGAACGUGCUGAGUUGAUUGGUCAGAUAUCUCUUUAUUGUUGGAUGGGUUCCUCAAUUUGCAGCACCUUGGUUGAGAUUGGGGAGCUGAGUAGGCUUUCUGCAUCUGUGAAAAAAUUAAAGGAUCUCAAGGGCAGCGAUAAGUAUAAAAAUGAGCAAUACCAGGCUAAACUUCAAAAAUCAAAUGAUAGGUCCCUUGCCCUUGUCAAAGCGGCUAUGGACAUUGUGGUGGCUGUUGGACUGCUUCAAUUAGCACCCAAAAAGGUCACUCCUCGUGUAACUGGAGCCUUUGGGUUUGUUAGUUCUCUCAUCUCUUGUUACCAGUUACUUCCAGCUCCAGCAAAAGCCAAGGCACACUGAAACAGAAGCUUGUUCUUCUUAAAACAAAGCUUGGAUGUCAUUCAAAUAAUUGUUCCUACUUGUUAUAUAAAUGAAAUGUUUGGUGUAAGCUUUUGAGCAAUUUGCCACCUUAUAUGGCGACAUUAAAUUCUACGUUUAGCAACUUGGCAGUCACACUUUAUUUUGUCUUUUUUUAUAGUAGUAAUAAUAUAUGUUGUUUUUCCAUUA
Molecule: messenger RNA, 1222 nt
Organism: Mangifera indica (mango)
Lineage: Eukaryota; Viridiplantae; Streptophyta; Magnoliopsida; Sapindales; Anacardiaceae
Product: peroxisomal membrane protein 11C-like
Exons: 8
Coding region: 311-1015 (234 amino acids)
Biological process (GO): regulation of peroxisome size; peroxisome fission
Cellular component (GO): peroxisomal membrane
Source: RefSeq, a predicted model, not a curated record